Molecule: messenger RNA, 1447 nt
Organism: Hemiscyllium ocellatum (epaulette shark)
Lineage: Eukaryota; Metazoa; Chordata; Chondrichthyes; Orectolobiformes; Hemiscylliidae
Gene: slc33a2
Product: major facilitator superfamily domain containing 3
Exons: 7
Coding region: 194-1414 (406 amino acids)
Biological process (GO): transmembrane transport
Cellular component (GO): membrane
Molecular function (GO): transmembrane transporter activity
Source: RefSeq, a predicted model, not a curated record
GUUGGUUUCUUCACGAACACGCGUUACUUCAGCUGCUGCUGCUGCACGAAUGUGAGAGUGGGCGAGCCCGGCACCCGGAAGGAGUUCAUCAGCCGAUCAAGAAUGCUAUGGAGUCCCCAGCAAAUAAAGAUAUUGAAUUCAUCACUGACAUACGUGGAAGUAUUUGAUUUACCUUGGAGAACAUCCAAUUGAAAUGGCACCCUACAAAUUGAAAUUAUUUGGCCUAUUGUAUUUUGUACAAGGAAUACCCUAUGGAUUACAAUCUGGUUUACUACCAAUUUACCUCAGAACUAUUGGAAUUUCAUAUACCAAAAUUAGUUUGACUAAGUUCUUGUACUUCCCUUGGCUACUGAAGAUACUUUGGGCUCCAUUUGUGGAUCAAUAUGGGACAAAGCAGAAAUGGCUGCUAUCUAGUAUGUUUGGUCUAUUUCUAUGUAGUUUAAUAAUUUCCAAACUGCAUCCAAAGACUGAUUUCCCAAUGUUGGCCUUCAUUCUGCUGCUGAUGAACUUCCUUGCUUCAGUUCAAGAUAUUGCUGUUGAUGGAAUAGCAGUACGAUUACUCAGUAAUGAGGAAAUUGGCUAUGGCAACACCAUCCAGGUCGUGGGUUAUAAGACAGGCUCUGUUGUUUCAGGAGCAGGGCUUUUGACAAUGAUGGACCAUAUUAGCUGGGAUAUGCUCUUUGUAGCAAUCUCUGUUAUUUAUGUGAUUGCUAUCAUUUGUGCAUGCUUCACGCCUGAACCUCCAACAAGCUCUGUUACAGAAACUAGGUUGCCUGUGUUGAAUCCACAUGAAAUACUAAAAGAAGUAGUUCAUGUGCCUGGAACCAUUUGGACUCUAAUUUAUGUCAUCAUUUACAAAUUAGGAGAACAGGGUACUGUGAGCAUGUUUCCAAUGUUUUUACUGGAGCACAAUUUCUCUCCAGCGGAGCUGGGAUUAUGGACUGGGCUAGUUGCAAUGGGAUUUUCUAUUCUUGGAUCAUGCCUUGGUGGCAUAUUAAUGACAAAGUAUAAUGCAUUUUCACUUAUUCUGAGUCUGUUUGUGGUGCGUGUUGGAAAUUUGAGUUUCCAGACAUUACUUCUCCUUCUGUUUGAAAGUGAAUCCUUGACAAUGAAAGGUGCAGCUGUGCUAAGUAUUAUUUUACAGCAUUUUCUAGGUGGAUUGAUAACAACAUUGACAUUUAGUAUCAUGAUGCUGUGCACUCAGAAGGCUGAGGAAAGAAUACAGGCCACUCAUUACACAUUUCUGGCAAGUUUUGAAGUCUUGGGGAAACUUACUUUCAGUGCCGUAGCUGGUUUACUUGUGGAUAAGUUGGGUUUUCCUUUUAGUUUUUGCAUAUUUGUUCUGCUAUCAUGUUUAGCUAUUGUCCAUGUAUGUAAGCCACCAGAUUUGCUACCUGAGCAGAAAAGACAAUAAAGUGCGAGUCAUCUGCAAUGUGAUUAAAACUAC